UAGAGAUCGAGAGAGAGAGAGAGAGACUGAGAGAUGAUGCAUAGGUGCAGCAGAGAGCCAUGCCCCUGCGGCCCCUUCGCCAACCAGAGCGCUUCCUCCUUCUCCAUGCUCUUCUCCAAGCCCUUCGACCACGACGACGACACCGACCUCUACUACUCCUCUUCCUCUUCCUCUUCCUCCUCCGUCGACUGCACCCUCUCCCUCGGCACUCCCUCCACCCGCCUCCUCGACGCCUCCUCCGACGACCACUCCAGGCGUAACGGCGAGCAGCACCGUCGUUCCUCCGUCUCCAACUUCUGCUGGGACGUGUUCCAGCCCAAGCACGCCCCGCACGGCAAGACCAGCCGCGGUGGCGGUAAUCAGUCGGCAGCGGCGGCGGCGGCGAGCGAUCCCCUUCUUGCUCGCCGCUGCGCCAACUGCGACACCACCUCCACUCCGCUCUGGCGCAACGGUCCGCGUGGCCCCAAGUCUCUGUGCAACGCCUGCGGAAUCCGUUUCAAGAAGGAGGAGAGGAGAGCCGCGGCCUCAGGCGGCGGCGGGGGAGUCGCGGACGCGCAGCAGCACAUGUACGGGCACCAGUGGGUCCAACAUGCGCAGGCGGCGUCGCAGAAGGCGCCCUCUUGCUUCUCGCCGGCUACGAUGCCGGGCCACCACCACCACGAGUUCCGCUUCAUGGAGGACGACGUCGUCGGGGCGGCACGGGACUCCUCCGACGGCGGCGGGAUCUCCUUCCUCUCGUGGCGCCUCAACGUCACGGACAGGCCCAGCCUCGUCCACGACUUCACGAGAUGAAAGAAACCCGCACAAUGCGAGCGAACCGCAAGACCGACGGAGAAAGAAAGAAGACGGAUGGAUAAAAGAGUCGAGAUCAUCUCGCCCCCCCCCAGCAGUCCUUUUUCUAUAUAAAAAAACAAUAUUAACAUAUGUAUCACGACGUUGAUGUUUUGAAGCUUGUUGAUGAUGGCGAUAGUUAUGGUCGUGGUCAAA
Molecule: messenger RNA, 987 nt
Organism: Rhodamnia argentea
Lineage: Eukaryota; Viridiplantae; Streptophyta; Magnoliopsida; Myrtales; Myrtaceae
Product: GATA transcription factor 18
Exons: 2
Coding region: 34-792 (252 amino acids)
Biological process (GO): regulation of DNA-templated transcription; flower development
Molecular function (GO): DNA-binding transcription factor activity; zinc ion binding; sequence-specific DNA binding
Source: RefSeq, a predicted model, not a curated record